AUUUAUUAAAUACCGAUUUGUACAAUUUUUUAAGUUCGAAUACCAAAGCUGUAAUUAACAAAUUAAAAAAAAAAAGAAAAAAAAAAAAAUAUCGACACCAAAAUCAUUCCUCGUAUCUUCUAAGCCUGCCCGUUUAUCGACGGAGACUUUAAACAGAAGUUGAGAUCUCUUCACAGUUUCACACUUCCAUUUCUUCCUCUUCACCACAGAUCUUUCUCCAUCGCAUUCGCAGCUCAAUACAAAUAAAUUUCGAUUAGUCAGCUAAAACAAUGGCGGCCGUCGCCGUUCACCAUUUCGAUCAGUGCAUUACUUGCCAUGCUUGUGUCCCGAUAACUCCAGUAACUUCUUUCUUUUUCCCCGAAAUUCGCUCAUGCUUUGUUUGGUUGCUGUGAAAUUGUAGCAAACAAAAGAAAAUAAGUUUUUUUUUUUUUGAAUUUAAUGUUGUUGUCAUGUAUUAUUGUCUUAGAAAUGUAAAAUUUUAAAGGAAAACGAAAGUAAUGAUUCAAUUUAUUGAUUCUUUACAUUUUAGUUUCUUAUUCUAAAUUGAUCCAGUUAUUAUGAAUAUGCUAUUUUUUUGCUUUUAUAUUUGAAGCUUAUAUUAUUGUAUCUUCUAAAACUACAGGUAUGGUCCUUCUUAUUUUAAAUUGCAUGAAAUGUUUUUUUCUGAGAAUUUUUUUUCUAAAUAUGUAACUUGCUUUUUCUUGCUUGUAGUGGUACCAUUUUUCUUAAUAAUAAUGAGGUUCAUAUUUAUAAAUUGUUGGAAGACAAGUGGGAGAAAGUUCAUGUUCUUCAGAAGGUACUUCAUUGAAAAAUUUUCCCCCCUUUUCUUUCCCUGUACGAAGCCAGUUCGAUAUAAGUUGGUCCAAUAUGUAUGCAGUGUAUCCUAAACUUAUCUCGAAUAGCUAUUGAUUUUUUCAGUUUGGAAUCAUUUUACCUGCUACUUUUUGGAUACUCAAUUUGCACAUUGAAUAUGACUUGAACUUAGGGUGAAGCUUCUUUUGUAAUGAAGAAUAAAAAUGUGAUUCUAAGAGGAAAAUAUAAGAUGACUGCUUUGAGGAAGGAUGCAGUACAGAUUGCAUGACAACAUGUUGGAUUCAUGUUUAAGUACGGCAGAAGCAUGGAGGACUGUUGCAGAUAUGUGUUUCAACCUAUGCAUGAUCAAAUUGUUUCUGGGAUAGAUUGGAGUGGGAGGUCAAACAGACAUGUUACUGUAUCUCAUGACCGGAAUUCAUAUAUUUGGAACGAAGAAGGACCAGAAUGGGUACCGACACUUGUCAUUCUUAGGCUCAAUCAUGCUGCACUUUGUGUUCAGUGGAGCCCCAAAGAUUCUACUUGCAACAACAUCCACAAAUGGAAAAUGCAGAGUAUUUUCGACAUUUAUCAAAGGUGUUGAUACAAGGGAAUCAAAGGCGGGCUCUUCUUCGGAUUCAAAGUUUGGAGAGGUCCUAUUUGUUUCUGAGAAAAUGGUCAUAGGUGUGGGAUUUGACUGCAAUCCAAUGGUCUUUGCAGCAGAUGAAUCAGGAAUAUGGAGCUUUAUCAGAUUCCUUGGUGAAAGGAAAGCAUCUUCUUCAGGUUUAAAAUAUGGUUCUCAAUUGUACUGUACCUCUAAGGAAAGAAGGGUCCCGAACAAAGCGGUUCAGCACCUAAGGAUUGGACGGGAAAGUGGUGAUUUGGGAUUUGGAAAAGCAAGAAGAUCUUUGUGAUUGGUGAAGCCUCGGUACAGAAACAGAAGGAUAAAGUAAUACCGAUGUAUCUGAUUGAUGGGAUCUGAUUCUGAAAUCUCGGGAGAAACUAUUUACCAUAUUAUAUUUGAUUUAGUUGAGAAUUCUGUAUACAUCCGUACAUGUAACAUAUGUGCUUUUCUUCCAAUUUUUGUUUCUGUAUUGUAGUAUUUCUACCAUAUUUUUAGUUGAAGAUUUUCUUCUUUUUUUUUACUUCUAAUGAUGCAAAUUAUUUCUAGCUUUUGGGUUUUAUCAAGUUAUUGUUCGAUCACUUCUCUGUCAAAUGAACCCAAAUUUUCAUUUUUAAAAGAAGUAUAUCUCUAGU
This is a messenger RNA of Durio zibethinus, 2046 nucleotides long. Lineage: Eukaryota; Viridiplantae; Streptophyta; Magnoliopsida; Malvales; Malvaceae. The record is from RefSeq and is a predicted model, not a curated record.